AGGAAGCAUUCUCUACUGUCUUUCACAAUAUCAUUAAUCUUCUCACAUGGAGCUGGCAUUUCCCACCUUCUCAAUCCUUCUAACCUUUCUUCUCUUUCUCUUCAUGCUGCUGAAAAAGGGGAAGAAAUCAAAAACCGUUGAAAAAACUUUGAAUUUGCUUCCAGGGCCACUGAAAUUACCUUUCAUAGGAAACUUGCACCAGCUGGGAGGCUCUCUACCCCAUCACAGAUUAAGAGACUUGGCCAGGAAAUAUGGUCCAUUAAUGCACCUACAGCUCGGGGAAGUUUUCACUGUGGUAGUUUCAUCUCCCAGGUAUGCCAGAGAAGUUAUGAAAACCCAUGAUAUAAACUUUGCAUCAAGGCCUCAGAUGGUGGCCAUACAUAUCAUGUUUUAUGAUUCUUCUGAGAUAGUCUUUGCACCGUAUGGUGAUUCGUGGAGACAAUUACGAAAAAUUUGUACAUUGGAGCCUUUUAGCACGAGAAGGGUCCAGUUUUUCCGAUCAAUUAGAGAGGAAGAGGUGUCUGCUCUCAUUCAUCGGCUUGCUUCAAAUGCGGGAUCACCAAUUAAUCUUACGGAGAAAUUUUCACACUGAUUUAUGGAAUCACUUCUAGGGCAGCCUUUGGCCCUGGGUGUGGCCAGCAAAGGUUAAUCAUGUUAAGAAUCAAGUGUUAUAUUUUUAUAUUUUUAGACAAAUUUAAGAUUUUUAUGUUUCUCUCACAAAUU
Molecule: messenger RNA, 723 nt
Organism: Mangifera indica (mango)
Lineage: Eukaryota; Viridiplantae; Streptophyta; Magnoliopsida; Sapindales; Anacardiaceae
Product: salviol synthase-like
Exons: 1
Coding region: 47-592 (181 amino acids)
Molecular function (GO): iron ion binding; heme binding; monooxygenase activity
Source: RefSeq, a predicted model, not a curated record